Molecule: messenger RNA, 4089 nt
Organism: Sipha flava (yellow sugarcane aphid)
Lineage: Eukaryota; Metazoa; Arthropoda; Insecta; Hemiptera; Aphididae
Gene: tutl
Product: protein turtle
Exons: 17
Coding region: 573-3776 (1067 amino acids)
Biological process (GO): dendrite self-avoidance; homophilic cell-cell adhesion; axon guidance
Cellular component (GO): axon; plasma membrane
Molecular function (GO): cell-cell adhesion mediator activity
Source: RefSeq, a predicted model, not a curated record
UUUCGACCGGAAUUCCACGCACACACCAGCACGCACGUUCAUACCGACCGGUCGCUGCCGCCGUCGCCGCCGCCGCCGCCGCAGCCGUCGUUAUUUUUCGCGUACAAAAUAUUAAUAAUAUUAUCCGCCGAGGAGUGCGUGAACACAACAGUGCAUCGCAGUGCCGCCUUUAACCGUUCGCGGGUGCAGACAACGGGGACGUGAGCGUAAAAAUAAUUUUUUUCAAUAUUAUAAUAUAAUUAUUGUGUUCGUCGUUACGACGCGCGUACAACGGCGCACGUAUAUUUGCGUGGAAAUUAAUACGAACGGCAAAGGAUUAAGUGAUUUGUUCGCGUGUGCGCAUCAGCUCCGCCGCGGAGUUUCGAAAAGUUAUGCCGGGUGCGGAAAACGUCAUUAUCAUCACGACUUCCGUCGCCGCCCACGCUGCAGCGACAGGAUUGCGCCGGUAAUACAUCGCUGCGGAAAGUGAUCGUAUCCACACACCACAGACGCAUCAACUCGGAUCGUUACACCAGUAGAACAGAUGACUAUGGCGUCGUCAGAGGUCUAACAAGGAGUAUGGGAAGAGAGGCAUGGGCCUACGGCUGGACCAGAGACCAUUUAGCAAAGUCACGGUAGUCUUCGCAGCUCUCGUUCUCUCGCUGUUCAACAGGGUCCUAGUCCGAACUACCGGGUCGACAUUCAACGAUGCUGUACACAUCACGGCAAUCGUGGGCGAAUCAGUUGUGUUCAACUGCCAAGUGGAAUUCCCAGCCGAACACCCCGUGCCUUAUGUUCUACAGUGGGAGAAAAAAGGUCUCGAAAUACCAAUAUUUAUUUGGUACGACAACUAUCCCACUCACAGCGGUUCGGGAUACGAGGGCCGAGUAGCUAGAGUCUCCCCUGACUCGCCGUAUGGUCUUGCUUCGCUCAACUUAACCAAUAUACAGGAGUCCGACCAAGGUUGGUACGCCUGCAAGGUUGUGUUCCUCAACCGGUCGCCGACCAACAAGAACGGAACGUGGUUUCACUUGGACGUCCAUGCUCCUCCGAGAUUCGUCACCAUUCCCGGUGACGUGCAGUACAUAAACGUCGGAGAUUCUAUUAUUCUAAACUGCCAAGCGUUGGGGACACCGACGCCUGAAAUCGUAUGGUUCAAAGAUGCCACGGACGUGCAACCGACAUCCACUGUAGGAAUAUUUAAUGACGGCACCGAACUGAGGAUAUCGAACAUCCGGAUCGAGGACAUUGGCGAUUACACGUGCAUCGCUAGAAAUGGCGAAGGACAGAUCAGCCAUACGGCCAGGGUCCUGAUAGCGGGCGGAGCCGUGAUCAUGUCGCCGCCGACUAACCAGACGAAACUGGAAGGCGAAAAAGUGGAGUUCACGUGCGGAGCGAAAGCUAUGCCAGGCAAUGUCACGGUCCGGUGGUCUCGCGAAGGAGCUUUCGUCAAGUCGAUUUCGUCAUUGGAAACAAGAGUGACCAUAAAAAAAGAUGGUUCUAUGGUCAUAAACCCGGUCAGCGCUGACGAUUCAGGCCAGUAUCUGUGCGAAGUGAGCAACGGCAUAGGCGACCCGCAGUCCGCGUCCGCUUACUUGAAUGUGGAAUAUCCGGCAAAAGUGACGUUCACGCCGACCGUUCAGUAUUUACCGUUUAGAUUAGCAGGUGUUGUUCAAUGUUAUAUUAAAGCCAAUCCUCCUUUACAAUACGUCACAUGGACCAAGGACAAACGUUUGCUCGAGCCUUACCAGCAAAAAGACAUCGUUAUCAUGAACAACGGUUCACUGUUAUUUACCAGGGUCAAUCAAAACCACCAGGGAAGAUACACGUGUACGCCCUACAACGCACAGGGUACGCAAGGCUCGUCCGGUCAAAUGGAAGUUUUGGUUAGGAAACCGCCAACGUUCACGGUCGAACCGGACAACAUGUACCAGAGAAAGAUUAGCGAAUCGGUAGAAAUGUAUUGCGACGCGCAAGAAGCUGAGGGCACACAAAAACCGAAGAUCCAAUGGCAGAGAAGAGACGGAGCACCGUUACCUAAAGGUCGUCACAGCAUUCACGGAGGAAAUAUUACAAUAGAAAACCUCAGGAAAACCGAUUUCGGUUACUAUCAUUGUGUCGCCAGCAACGAGGUGGCCACAAUAGUGACGACCACUCAUCUGGUCGUCGAGGGCACGCAGCCGCAUUCUCCUUAUAACGUCACGGCCAACGCUUCCGAGACGGCCGUUACAUUACAGUGGUUACCCGGUUACAGCGGCGGUCCUGAUUACAAACAGGACUAUACGAUUUGGUAUAAAGAACCAGGAAUGACAGAAUGGUCUAGGAUACCUGUUACUCCGUCCGGGAGCACUCAAGUUACCAUAAAUAGACUAACACCCGACACAACGUACGAGUUUCAGGUUGUAGGGAAAAACGCACUGGGUGACGGCAUGCUCAGUAAAGUUAUUUCAAUUAGGACAUUGGCAGCCGUACCAUUAACCGUGGCCAAAAAAACAAGUCCCGCGCCACCGGUCACCGAGUUACCUCCUCCCCCGAGCGACGACGUUGUCGACUAUAGUGACCUCAUUUUACCCACCGAAUCAUCUGGUGCUACAUUGUAUCCACCAGUGUUUAGACCAAAAGGACCUAAACCCGGACCGCCAAGAAAUUUAUCCAUCACCGAGGUCAGAAAUGGCUUUGUCAUCUCUUGGCAAGCGCCUUUGGAAAGAGCGCAUUUAGUCCGUUAUUACGUCAUUCACUAUAAGACCGACGGGAUCUGGAGAACGUUAAACAAGGCACAGAUCAGAGCAGAGGAUACGUCUUAUCUCGUGAAAAGUUUGGUCGGCGGUCGUACGUACUAUUUCCGAGUGGUCGCCUACUCUUUGAAAAGCUUCGAGAACAGCGAAGAGAUAAAGUUCCCGGUGCCGGCUCGGGUCAAGCACAAGGCGAUCACGGCGGGUGUGGUCGGCGGACUGUUGUUCUUCAUCGUCGCCAUAAUACUGUCGGUGUGCGCGGUGAAGAUCUGCAACAAGAGAAAACGGAGAAAACACGAAAAAGCUUACAACAUGGUCGCGUGCAGAAUCACGGACGCCAGAAACGGCGGUCAGAUACCAGGAACUAGUCAAGUGCCUUUAAAAAAAUCUAGAUCAACCCGAAUAUCAAGUCUGAGCAGCGGGUGCAACGUCGUUCUCAACAUGGUCACGCGGUCCCGGUCCAGCUCGUUCCUCGACCAGGACCACGACUGCGUGGACGGCGCGCAACACGAGCAACGCCGGCUGGGCAGGAUCUCGCGCUCCGCGGACGGCAGGUUCGUGUUGACCCGGGGCGACUCGAGAUCGUCGAGUUUGAGCAGUUCCAGCGACGACGGCGGCUUCCUGUCGCACCCGAGUUUCGCCGACCGGACGCGGAGCCCGCAACAACGGCCGCCGCCGCUGCUGCCGUCGAUGCCGUCGAUGCCGAUGCCGCCGCCGUCGUCGUCGUCGCUGUUCUACGCCAACGAGCACUGGCUGGACCUGACGUCGCCGGUACUGCCGUCCCCGUCGUCGCACAGCAGCGCCAGCAAGCCGCUGAGCGUCGACGACCAGUACGAGUUCGACCCCGUGUUCCCGGUGUCGCCCACGCCCACCGACAUGAUGAUGAUGGCCACCCGCACGCCCACCACGCCGUCGCCGUCCAGGUCCCGGACGCCCACGCAGCUCAAGAAGGCCAAGUACGAGAACGUCGAGGCCAGGCUGCAAGCGAUGAAGGAGGAGUUCUACGCGUACAAGAGGCGCCAGGCGGAGAUGGCUCGCAUGGGGUACGUCGAGAGCGCGUGUUGAUCGAACGUGUGACGCUAGGAAUAUGAUUUGCGCGCGCGUGUACAGAACGACGUUUCGUAAAAGCUCAAGGACAACGAUUUUUUUCUCCCCCCACCCCCGCCCCCCACUCGUACUAUUUAUUCCGCAAAGUUCAAUACUCGAGAUAACGUUACCGUAAUUAAUAAAUUUUAAACAGAUAUAUGAUAACGCGUUCAAGUCGAAAUGAUAGGCUGACCGAAUGCGUUACGGUUUCAUGUAAAUACGUACGUUUCAUACAGUAUUUCUAAAAAAAAAAAAAAAAAAAAAGUUAAAAAGAUAAAAAGAAAAAAAAAAA